Messenger RNA from Ziziphus jujuba (common jujube), 834 nucleotides. Its product is annotated as 18.5 kDa class I heat shock protein. The record is from RefSeq and is a predicted model, not a curated record. The transcript has a single exon. The coding region runs from base 173 to 652 and encodes 159 amino acids. Lineage: Eukaryota; Viridiplantae; Streptophyta; Magnoliopsida; Rosales; Rhamnaceae. Gene Ontology annotation, biological process: response to hydrogen peroxide; protein folding; response to heat.
UCAGGUCCUGGAAGAUACUGGAACAUUCAUCCACUACUAUAAAAUAAUAUCCAACCCAACCUCUUCCUUACACCAACGAAUAUCAGCAGUCAGCGAAAUCUUAAAUCGCUACGCCCAUUUGCAUUUACGAAGCUCGAAUUCAAUCACGGUCCAAAGCCAAACCGAAAGAAAGAUGUCGCUGAUUCCAAGCUUUUUCGGGGGCCGACGAAGCAGCGUCUUCGAUCCCUUCCCUCUCGACACUUGGGACCCCUUCAAGGAUUUUCCUUCCUCCUCGCUCUCUGCAAAUCUCCCAGAGUUUUCUAGGGAAAAUUCUGCCUUCUUAAGCACCCGAAUUGAUUGGAAGGAGACCCCAGAAGCGCAUGUGUUCAAGGCGGAUGUUCCAGGGCUCAGGAAAGAAGAAGUGAAGGUGGAAGUUGAAGAUGAUCGGGUGCUCCAGAUCAGCGGUGAGAGGAACGUGGAGAAGGAGGACAAGAAUGAUACGUGGCAUCGUGUUGAGCGAAGCAGCGGGAAGUUCUUGAGGAGGUUUAGGCUUCCAGAGAAUGCUAAAUUGGAUAAGAUUAAGGCUGGCAUGGAGAAUGGGGUUCUUACUGUUACUGUUCCUAAAGAGGAAGUCAAAAAGCCCGAUGUCAAGUCCAUUGAAAUCUCUGGUUAAAACUUGUUUUAGAUGGACUGAGUGUGGUCUUCUGUGUCUACUGGGAGAAUGCAAAUAAGAUGGCGUUUUUGUAGUUGUUCUGUUUGUGAGGUUAUUUGGAAUAUCUGUCUCUCUGUUUUUCUUGUAUAAAUGGUGCUUGUGGUAAUCUGGAGAUUAUAUUUUAUAUCGUUUUUAUUUUUAUU